Bicyclus anynana (squinting bush brown) is the source of this 6193-nucleotide messenger RNA. RefSeq lists its product as uncharacterized. Bases 472 to 1902 code for a protein of 476 amino acids. The transcript is spliced from 2 exons. The record is from RefSeq and is a predicted model, not a curated record. NCBI's taxonomy places the organism in Eukaryota, Metazoa, Arthropoda, Insecta, Lepidoptera, Nymphalidae.
UAAUCAGUUGUUAAAAAUUAUUCACAAAAAAAUCUUAGAUCUAAAAAUUAAUUAAGUACAUAAAUAUAAAGUGUACGACUGAGAAUAAUAUUUAUUAAGUUCAAUUGAAUAGUACAAGUUAAAUUAUAUUACAGUCAAACAUUAUAAAGUUAUUUUAAAAGUAGGUUAAUACACAUUUUCAGUUUGUCAUUAUCAGCUAUUAAGAAAAUAUUACAAUUAAUUGUAAUGGCUGUAGUUAAAAAAGGUCUGAAAAUGUAAAAACCAGGUAGAUCGUAGAUGGGGAAUAUAUGUUCAGAGACGGCUCAUACGUUGAAAAAAACGACACUAGUUUAUGCAAAUUCUAUCAAAAAGAAGAGAUAAGGAAUGUAACAGUAACCACCCAUUUUACAAUUGCUAUUGACAAACUCUCCUAAUUGAUAACAAGGGCAUGUUUCGAAAAUGUCAGGAGUCUGCCAUUUAAUAGUGUAAGGAAUGCCACCAGUAAUCUUGUGUAAUAAGUCAGGGUCUAGCACACUAACGGUACGUUCACACGGAGACACGAUUUGCCUAAUCUUAUUUUCAUCGGAUCUGGAAAAACCGAAUGUUGUAUUCACACAGCACAUCUUGUUUGGCCGUAUCCGACGGCCUCGUAUCGGGAUCUCGUGUGAACUCACCAUCCGGCUUUUAUUAGCAAGAGCGCGCACAGUUCCUCACGUUGAUUUGGAAGCGAUGGACGUGAACAGUCUUGCUAUACUAUACUGGUAUUAUCGCCGUCAGCGUCGUAGAAAAAGAUUGUGGUUAAACCCAAUAGUACAAAGAAGAUCAACAGUUGGUGCCUUUACAACUCUAAUGCAGCAGUUAAGAAAUGAUCCACAAAAAUUUUUUAACUACUUUAGAAUGACUAUACCUACAUUUGAUAAUCUUUUGAAAAAAGUGGAAAAAGAUUUGAAAAAGCGUGAUACAAAUAUGAGGAAAAGCAUUAGACCAGAAGAAAAAUUAGCGAUAUGUAUAAGAUAUAUGGCUUCUGGGUGUUCAUACAAGGAUUUACAUUACGCCUACCGAGUCGGAGUGUCUACGAUCAGUAACAUUAUUAAGGAAGUAACGAAUGCUAUUUGGAACAAUUUGCAUGGGGAGUUUAUGACAUUACCCAACACAAUAUCUGACUGGGAAUAUAUCGCCAAUGGAUUUAAUACUAGAGCAAACUUUCCCCAUUGCAUUGGUGCAGUGGACGGUAAACAUAUUAGGAUAAAAAAGCCAAACAACAGUGGUUCCAUGUUUAUGAAUUACAAAGAUUUCUUUUCCAUCGUAUUAUUAGCAGUGGUUGAUUCAUAUUAUAAAUUUACAUACAUCUGUGUGGGCUCGUAUGGAAAAGAAUGCGAUUCGACAAUAUUCAAGGAGUGUACUUUUUGGAAAAAACUAAUAGAUGGUGAUUUGCAAUUACCGGCAGCAUGUCCACUGACAAACGAUUCCGAUUUAUCGAUUCCGUUUGUAGUAAUAGGCGAUGAAGGUUUUGGCUUGCAUCAACAUUUGAUGAGACCUUACGGCGGAAACCAUUUGGAUAGAAACAAAAGAAUAUAUAACUACAGAUUAACCAGAGCUCGACGCUAUGUUGAGUGCGCCUUUGGGAUAUUAGCUAACAAGUGGCGAAUAUUUCAUCGUCCACUGGAUGUUGAUACCAGCACAGCAAUAUCGAUUGUAAAGGCUUGCACUGUACUUCAUAAUUUUAUAAUAGAUAUGGAAGGUGUACAGUCGAACAUAGAAACAACAAGCAAUGUAUCAUCAGUGGUUAACGUGUUCACAGAUGCACCCAAUGAACAAAAUAGUACACGAGGUGGACGAUGUGCUAAUGUUAUACGAUCUGAAUUCACAAAUUAUUUUAUUUCUACAGCAGGAGCUGUGCCUUGGCAAGACGAAUCAAUCUAACGUUAAUUUUGUAACACACUGCUAAUGUACAAAUACUUAACCUGUUUACUUUAAAAAAUUACAAACUUACCAUAAUCCUGCCUGUUUUUCUCCUCCAUUUCUUCAAAAUCUUCAUUUAAAUUUAUACAUAUUUCUCGCCAGCCAGCAGUUCUCAAGUUUUUAUCCUUGUAUAUUUCGAGAGUUUUGUCCCAUAAAACUGGCCGAUUUUGGACAAGAGAAAUUAAAUUUUCAACGUUUAUAUUUUUCGUCGUCAUAGCGAGCGGUCAGUCAAAGCGGGCGAAAAGAACUGGCGACUGGCAAGCGCACGUGCAGUGUGUCCCUCCCGCCCACCCCUCCUUCCCAGCUUGUGCGACGCAUUCGGUUUCAAGAUCCGACAAAAAACCGAAUCUACCCCUGCGUGUAUCGUAUGAACGCAUCUAUUGAAUGCCCUAUACCACUGUAUCGGAUCUGCAUUUUGCAGUAUCGCCGGAUCGGUUUGUAGUCGCAAAAUCGGAUGUCAACUUCAGCAAGAUUCGGCUUUUUUGUCGUGUCUUGAAACCGAAUGCAUGUGUGAACUCCUUCAUUGAAAUACUUAUGCCACUAAACCCAAUCCUGCAAAAAACCGAUUCGGUAGCACGCCGUGUGAACGUGGCGUUAGGCUGCGUAUAAUCUGCAGUAUCACUUUCUCCAGAGAAAUUACUUUGUCAGAUAUUCUUAAAAGAUUAAAUACAGUCUGCAUUUGUGCUCCAGUAAGAGAAUAAGAAAGUUCUAGAACAUCUUCUAUACUAGCUGCUCUAGUCAACUCAUACACAUGAUUAAAUAAGCUGUUAUGGUUAUGAGUGGUCUCAUUUCUGUUAUAGAAUAAGUUUCUAUACUAAGUUUAUUUUUUAUUAGUUUGUAUUUCGACAUCUGUCAAAUGGAAUUAUAAGAAAACAAAGGAUUAAAUAAACAGUCUUAUAUCACGCAAUGGUCUUUUACUACAUGUAGUUCGGUGGCUAGCAAUUCACAUCCUCCUCCUUCUUUGGGGGAGAAGGAAGAUAGUGAUGAUAGUGCUUAUCAUUUAAAUGUAUUCGCUGAUGCUGAAGAGUAUCCCAGAGAGGAGCUUGGGGUUGACCAAGAAACUGAUAGUGAGUCGUCGGAGAAAGCGAAACGUAGGCCAGCUGCUAAUAGGGCUCGUGAGCAGUUAGCUUUAUAUUUUAAGAAAAAAUAGUGUUAAUGUUAAUUUAAAUAUUUUUGUUAUUUUUCUUUAAGGGAAAGAUGUUAUAGAAUAAGUUUCAGCUCGUAGGUCACAGUGUUUUAAAUCAUUUGUAGAAUAUCCUAAUCUUUCAAAAGUCUUAAGCGAUAAUAUAUUUAAGUCCGACCCAGAAUCUAACUUAAAGUUUUCUGACAUACCGUUUUUACAUAAAAACAAUGUUUCAAACCACUUACUGUCUUUACAUUUAUCACCAUUCAAGACAGAUACGUAUAAUGGAUCAUUGAUAGUUAUUUCCUCGUUCACUUCAAGCACUUUUUUAUUAGCUCUCACGCAACACUUUUUAAAAUGACCCCUCUGGAAACACCGAAAGCACGUCGCGAAUCUAGCUGGACACCGAUCUUGGUCAUUAUGACCAAUACCGCACGACACGCACUUUACAUCACUAUACGCGCUCAGCCGAGCAUCGAACCGACGACCCGGCUCAUCGUUGUACAUGCGGCGCGCAGCGCUGGGCCCGGCGCCCCGGCCGCUCGAGCCGGCUGCCCCGCCCGGCGCGCGCGCUCGCGCCCUGUACACUGCAUCCACCGCCGCGCCGGCCGUAUAGGGCUUGUACACAAAACUGCGAUGCGACGCGAUGCGAAUUCGCAACGCAAAAAAUUACGACACGAAUUGCUGCGAUGCGAUUUCGUGCGGCAAGGCGUCUCUCAGGGCGACCAUUUCUUCGACGACCGUUAACCGUACUAAACGUAUUUUAAAUUGAAAACAGGUCGUGACAUGGAUCGUAAAAAGAAGUGUGCACUUUUAUUAUUGCUUAGGAGAUACAGGAAAAAGAAACAAAGAAGAUUUUGGGUUCAUCCAUUUAUUACUAUUAUGAAUCCCGUUGGAAACUAUUUUCUUCUAAAAUAUAAAGCUUUGAAAACCGACGAAAAAAAAUUUUUCGAGUAUUUUAGAAUGAGCAUAUUUUCAUUCGAAGAGCUUUUAAGUUUAUUAUCACCAUAUCUUCAGAAACAAUCGUACAAGGGGAGAAUUCCUGUUAUGCCUCUGGAAAUGAUUGGCCUCACUAUCCGGUAAGUAAAGUAAAACAAUAAUUGUUUACAUUAGUUUUUAUUGAGAAAAGAGUUUUUAAAAUAUUACAAUUCAUAAAAUUUACGAAAAAUCAAAGUCUUCUUCAGUUGAAAGUGUGCUUAAUAUGCUUGAGUUAGAAAAAUCAUUACUGGGUGAAUCAAUUUGAUCUGGUAUGUUAGAUGACUGUGGACGUAUCAGUGGCGUUUGUUGAGAUGUCGCAAAAUGUUGAGUUUGAUAGCCACCCUGGUAGUUGCUAUUCGGAUAGUAGUAGCCAUGAGGUUGAUGCAAUUCUGUUAAAAUUUGAAGAACUCUGCUCUGAAAGAUUAGAGUUUUAUUGUCAUCUAAUCUUUCAAGUGAUGGUAGAAUACCUUUAAAAAAAGAUAUGUGUCUAUUCUCAGGUUCCUUUAAAAUCUUUACAAUAUCAUCUUCAAAAUUAUUAACCAUCUUUCGUUUUGGUGGCUGCCUUUGGUAACGUGUUUUAGAUGUACCUUCUUGAUUAUCCUGCUCAUUUUCUGAAUCAUUUAUACUAGUAGUGGUCUCAUUUUGCAAAUUUUUCUUAAGAAAUUGUAAUUGUUUGUACAGAUGGUAUUCUUUUAUAUUUUUGGAUGCAGACCCUGACCUACUUGCAUCUUUGAGUUUCUUUUCAUAUUUAUUAAAGGUAUCCUUAAUCCCCCUCCAUCUUUGUAUUACUGAAUUUCCUGAAAAAAAAAAAAUAGACAAUAUUUAAUUUAUUCAUUUAUUUAUUAAUCUUUAUUAUUCAUCAAAUACCAAUUGUACAGAAUAGGCGAACUUAACGCUAGAAGCGUUGUCUACCAAUUAAAUAAAUUAAAAUAAUUUAUGUAUGUUUAUGUCGUUUUAGGUUAGUGUUCUUUACUUUUCAAGUAUGUUAUAUAAAUUAACUUUUUUUUCUAUUUAUGUUACAGAUUCCUAGCGACCGGAAAUGAAAUCAGAAAUAUACAUUUAGAUUAUUAUCGAGGAAUAAGUACAGUUGCUAAGAUAAUACGAGUAGUUUGUAAUGCAAUAUGGAAAUUUUGUUUAAAUGCAAACAUACCAAAAAUAACACAACAGCUGUUUGAAGAAAUAGCUGCGGACUUUAACAAGAAAGCCAACUUCCCUAACUGUAUUGGAGCCGUUGAUGGGAAACAUAUUCGUGUUCGUAGUCCCCCAAAAAGUGGAUCACUUUUUUUUAAUUACAAGGGCUACAAUUCAAUAGUUUUGUUGGCUAUUGUGGACUCGAAAUACAGAUUCAUCUAUGUGGACAUAGGCGCAUAUGGAAAGGAAAGUGACUCCACUAUUUUCCACAACACGAAACUGUACGACUUACUGAUGAGAGGUGAUUUGCCUACACCAACAUCAAGGCCGUUACCGGGCUUUCAAGAACCGGUUCCUUUUGUUUUUGUCGGAGACGAAGCUUUUUCUAUUUCGAAUAAUGUCAUGCGUCCUUAUUCUGGCAAGCAUUUGUCUGUUAAACAAAGAGUAUUCAACUACCGUUUGAGUAGGGCAAGAAGAUAUGUCGAGUGUACUUUCGGCAUACUGGCCAAUAAGUGGCGAAUAUUUCACCGGCCCAUUAACGUUUCAUAUGAUUUUGCAAUAGAUAUUGUUAAGGCUUGUUGCAUACUACAUAACUUUGUAAUUAACCGUGAUGAAUUAGACACCCCUAUUGAAAUGAUCAUAGAUAAUUCCGAACUACAACCACUUCAACAAGGGUUGAAUGUAGGUAGUCAGGUGGUAAGUGCAAAUAUAAUUAGAAACGAAUAUUCGGAUUACUUUACUAGUGAAGUUGGAGCAUUAAGCUGGCAACUAAAACUAAUUUAAGAAUAUACAAUGCGGCUUGCAUUGUUGCUCGCGUUCUAGGUAAUAAGUCAAUACAACAGGUACAAAAGGAUCACAUCGUAAAACAUUAAAGUAGCUCGCUGUCGACGCCUAAACAUUUGUAAACAAUUUAAAGAAUAUUUUUUGUGCUUAUAUGAAUAGAAUGUUUGAUUUGUAGGUAGUUUUAGUAAAAAGUAAAAAGAAGUUUUACUUAAUAAAUGUAUUUGUGUACUUACCAAG